GGGUGAGCUCUAUUCCUACCCAGAGGGAAAACUCCUCGUGCGCGUGGAAGGUUUCGACGCCACAAAAGCUAUUGUGGCCGGCCCAACGCUAGUUCAUCAACUCUCGAGAAGAAUGUUUGUCUUCAGGGACAGGGAAUCAAAUGCUGUCCUUUCCAAUUACAAUGGUGCAACGGUUCGUCCCAUCAAGUAUCCAUACCAGCAUAUCUCCUACUCACUCAGCGGUUCCAGACUGCUCACGGAGGCCACUGGAGGAUCAGGAGAUCAAGUGACAACACUUAGAGGGAAUGUCGUUUCUGUGCGACAUAUGCAAGGCAGCACAAAGCUUGUGUUCACCUGCCCUGUGUUUCUCAACCUUCAAACUGUUAAAGGAAACUACAUGGCAUAUGAGAACUAUGACUACUUCAUGGACAAGUUGGAUGGGCCAGGUAACGAGGAUGGCGGCAGUCACUGCUCGAUGGUCAGGAUUGGUUCCACACCACCGUUUGCCGAACUGGCAGUGAUGCAUCUUGUCGGCUGGCGGCUUGACAGCUUUGAUGACCUUCCAGAGACAAUAAAGAGCUUCAUAAUGUCAGAGGACCCGAUGUGGCGUGAAGCACCAUCAGACCUAGAUGAUAUCCGACGUAUGCAGAGGGGAGCGCCCAUCUUGGUGAGAAGUUAGAGUGGGUGGGUACCAGUUCUACCAGCACUCGUCUCACACUACAGCUCACUUGUGCUCCUGGUAACUGCCACUUGGAAAACAUCAGGACUCUAGUACAACUUUUUGUAUGUGUCUGCUGGAUUUUCCUAAUUAAAACACCAGUUCACCGGAAGCUAAGUCGGGCUUUUACGGGUUUACGCGGUAGGGCCAAGACGCUUCAGCCCUAGGCUGGUAGUGAAUGGGGAAGGCCACUAUGAAGAAAAACAGUUGAAGGCUCGCAAGCGUUGGAAGGUCGCUACGUCAACGUACGCUCGUGUGAACUGGUGAUUUAAUCGCAGGUAGCCAUCUGUAUGAAGUCAACCAUUGGUUGACCAGCAGUGGCUCACACAACUUGACUAACUGUCUUGCCUCUUUGACAACGCAUCCGAGUUUGCUUGCGCUAUGGUUCGAUCACGAUAAGGGAGAGACUACCGUCUUCCCCUGAAGAUAACGCACCCUGAAAAUGAAUGUAUACAAGCUAUCUUUCCGGUUCAGUACAGCCACAAUCAGGGCCCGUUGCGUUGGGGGGAAGACGGUAGUGUAAAUGCUACGCUGUGUUUUGCAGAGCCGAUCACUGCCAUCGAGAUGGCAGGCAUAACCACCAUGGAGAUCCAUAUGGACUCGUCUUUGAGGUGGUCGCAGUGACGAGGGAGGGAAGGAAGGAGGCAUACCCAGGGUGGUUGCAGUAUUUUUCUUGUAUGAUCACUCCCGGGCACGCACAGCCAGCGUGCCGGAUGCAAAAGGACUUGUCGUGAGGGGUCAGGCAGGCCCUCUCAUCUUGCAAACGGUGGACCCCAUUAUGCUCAAGUUGUUUGACGUUAACAAGGAGUCGGCAAUAUGACAACGAGGAGGUACUUAAUUGUCGGAAUUGCGCGAGCCCUCCCCACAUGCAUUUUCACAUGCUCAUAGUCCUUCGGAACAUCGGCUAAAAUUGGAACGAUACAGAGAAAGGAGAUUACCAUGGCCCCUGCACAAGGAUGACACGAAAAGAAAAAUCGAAAAAAAAUUGUUCACAUGCAUGUAUAUAUGGUGCAGAGAUGGCAAGGAGUGUGUGUAACAAGUCUGCUUGCAGCCACUGGAGCAAGCAGAGGUGACGUGUGUGUGCUCAUCACCACAGAGCCUGGGUGACAUGUCUGUUUGUGAUCAACGAGCCUGGGUGACGUGUCUGCUUUUAACCAUGGAGCCUGGGGACAUGUCUGCUUGCAAGUUCCAACCAUGGAGCCUGGGUUACAUGUGUGUGCUUGCAACAACUGGAUCUUGUGAUCUGGUGGUUGGCGAACCGCAGCACGAGCAACGAAUCUUCACACGGCUUUGCUGGCAAGGUGCAGAGAGAGAACAGGGGAGGGAAGGUGAUGACAAAAAAGAGGAAUGAAAGAUGGUUUGAACCAUGCUCUUCUUUGUUUGUUUGUCGAUUUGGAUCGCCAAGCAAUUUUGACUUUGGUUAGGGUCAACAGUAAUGAAGGAUGGUUUGAACCAUGCUCUUCUUUGUUUGUUUGUCGGUUUGGAUCGGCAAGGAAUUUUGACUUUGGUUAGGGUUAACAGGAAUGAAGGAUGGUUUGAACCAUGCUCUUCUUUGUUUGUUUGUCGGUUUGGAUCGGCAAGCAAUUUUGGCUUCGACCCAGUGGCAAAGUCGUCCCCGGAGAAACAGACAGAUUGCGACUCGAUUAUCUAACCACUCGGAAUGUUCAUUCAGUUGAGAAGGCAUCACGUGUUCAGGGACGGGGACAGCGAUGGAUCUUUUGUAUUGUGCAAGUCACGAACGAUCUGUUUGACCAAUUGCCUCCAAGUCUCUUUGGUUGCACUCGUAUUGUGCAAGUCACAGACGAUCUGUUUGACCAACUGUAUUCUUCGCUCCAAGUCUCCCUGAUUUGCAGAGCUGGUGAUCUGUGUUGUUGGGACGACCACUUGCGGAUGCACGCUGGAGACAGCACAGUGGUGCUCGCCGCAGAUGCAAGGUCUCCGACCAUGUUCCUCAACGUGGACUCAGGCUCGACUGUACCCGUUUCUCAAAUUUCAAGUUUUCCAACCUUUCCACGAAUAGGAUUCAAAAUGUCAAAUGGCGUUUGAGUCGGUUUGACACACAGGGGAGGGGAGGUUAUGCAGAGCUGUGAGAACUCCACUAGCUUGCAUUUGCUGCCCUGUGGCUCAUUUUGUCGUCGAAUUUUGGAGACAUCUACCCAUGUGGAAGGUCUUUCGAUGCCAGUCGGUAGCUGAUUGGAGGUUGACUUCCAGAUUAGCAGCUAGCAGGUCAACGAUUUGCCGUUGUACUAGGCAGUACUACUUGUGCAUUCAAUAACUGUUUCUCUGCACGCCAAGGUUCGAGCAAGGUUAUGGGUAGCAUGGUGCUUGCUCAUUGCAAUUGACGUCUGUGACCUGUCCCAUCAUGCAAUCGUGACGGUGAUCGUCAACUGUCUCAGCACGUACUCACACCUGCUCUAUCGUAAAUGCAUCUGAACGCAUUAAUGGCUGGACCUGUCUGUAUCUGAACGCAAUUACGUUCAUAAAUAAGUGAAAACGCCGUAGUGUGAGUAUACCAUGCCCUUAAUCAGCCAGCCACUUGCAGAACACCAACCACUUUCCUUGUCAGUGUUUGUCGACCUUACGUCUGGUAAGAGCGAAGCCGGACCGUUAUGGAAAUAUUGGUUCUUCUGAUAUUGGGCGCCGCCAAACAACUCGUUCAGUGGUUUCCUUUUUUUCGCCAAGCAUUUAUUCCUGUCUUGCAAGGUAACAUUUUAGGAAAACUUAGAAAAGUGAGAAAGGCAGGUUGUGAACAAAACACCGAGAGAGAAUAUAUUUCCCUUCUCUUUGCAUCUGGAAAGACUUAGUGACCGUUAUUACAUUCACUCGUACGGAGUUGAAAAAGGCUAUAGGUACAUAUAAUCGUCUUCGCAUUUGAUACGUAUGUUGUGCUAUUCGCUGCCCAUACAGGUCAAGAAUUCAUCAAAGCUGGACUUUCAGGGAACUAUUGAUGAUGGCCAUCUGCAUCUAUAUGCAUGCAUGCAUUCUGGCUAUUGUCAUUCUCUGAAACCCCUAUCAAUGCCCAUUGCAAUC
Molecule: messenger RNA, 3727 nt
Organism: Chara braunii
Lineage: Eukaryota; Viridiplantae; Streptophyta; Charophyceae; Charales; Characeae
Source: the annotation of a GenBank genome assembly